This is a messenger RNA of Prorocentrum cordatum, 411 nucleotides long. Lineage: Eukaryota; Dinophyceae; Prorocentrales; Prorocentraceae. The record is from the annotation of a GenBank genome assembly.
AUGCGGGAGGCCAAGCUGGAGCCCGACGUCAUUUUUAGCUACAACGCUGGGGUCAGCGCGUGCGGGAAGGGCGAGCAGUGGCAGCGGGCGCUUGCGCUGCUGAGCGAGAUGCGGGAGGCGAAGCUGAAGCCCAACGUCAUCAGCUACAGCGCUGGGAUCAGCGAAGCUGGAGCCCAACUCAGCUACAAUACUGGGAUCAGCGCGUGCGAGAAGGGCGAGCAGUGGCAGCGUGCGCUUUCGCUGCUGAGCGAGAUGCGGGAUGCGAAGCUGGAGCUCGACGUCAUCAGCUACAGCGCUGGGAUCAGCGCGUGCGAGAAGGGCGGGCAAUGGCAGCCGGCGCUGCUACAGCGCUGGGAUCAGCGCGUGCGAGAAGAGCGAGCAGUGGCAGCGGGCGCUUGCCCUGCUGAGUGA